UAGUAAUGUUUACUGGAGUUCAUCUUAAAUCGGUUCAAAAUUAAAUAAAUUUCUUUAACUGCAAUACUUUUGUUUGAAUAAGAUUAUGUGCCCAUUAGUCUGAAGGUUAAAAUAAGUAAUCUAUUAAACAUAAACUAGAAAUUGACGUGUACACUCUUCCGGCGUUUAUUUUUAUUUUUUAUGAGUAAAUAUUUAUUUUUAAUAGUCAGUGAUAUACUUUAACAUUUAUUAAAUAUCCAAAACAAUUAUAUAGUGUGAACGCGAUAAUUUAAUCUAUUGUUUUCAAAUUAUAUUUGUAUCACAUUUUGUAUAAUAUAUUUAUGUUAUUAGUUUUGAGCUCGAGUUCUAGAGUGGAGAAUAUAUUGUAAAAUAGCAAUUCAAAUAUUAUUUUUAUGAGUAAUUGAUCUAUUAAUAAAUUUGGUACUUACAUGUAUAAUUAAAUUUUAAAUUAUUAGUAAAAAAUAAUUAAUGAAUUAGUUAAUUAUGUAGAAAUUUUACUUUAUUUUGUUUUAUUUUCAAUAUAUUUGAAAAAUAUACUUAUCAGUAAUUAAUUAGAAAUGAUUAAGGUAUAUUAUAUACUUGUUUUAAAUGAUGGAAAGGUAGUUAAUGCUAAAAUUUAGGAAUAGUUAAAAUCUUAAUGGGAAAAUCUGUAAAUUUUAAUUUAAUAGAUAGGUUAUUUUAUUUUUGUACUUAAGUUUUAAUAAGAUAGAUUUGUUAUUCAAAAUUUAUGCUUCAUCUUUUAGUAACAAAUUUAAUGAAAUAUACAACCAAAAAAUAUAUAAAACUUAGGCAACAAAUUCUAUGAUUCUUACAUAUUAAGAUAUAGUUGACUGUGCAAAUCUAUUUUAUAAUUUAUUCGUGAAAUUAGAUUUUGGACCGAAAUUCAUAAUUCUUAAUAUGUAAAAUCACAUCGUUUAAUAUUAGUUCCGUUAUGAGCAUCGCUCAGUUAUUCGCGGGAAAAUAACGAUGAUUCAAAAAUAUAUUAAUACAAAAGAGUAAAUACAUGUUGAUUGGCUGUAGUAGUAAGACUAUACUUCAUGCAUUAACUAUCUUCACAGCCUUUAGCCCUUUACACACAACCACAUCAAUAUAAAACCAUAGUGUCAUUUGCAUAAGUAUACAUCAUUUCUAAUCUCAACAACCAAAACACUCCUAUCUUCUUUGUAAGUCCCUCGUGGUUUCUCAUAUGUCUACCAUGGGAGAGGUUACCGUCGGUUCACAAUGCCAUAAACUUCUCGACAUGCGCGACUUUACUGGCGCUAGGCAUCUUGUUAAGAUGAAUAAACAGUUAGGCAAAGAUUGGCCAAAACUUGACCAAGUUGAAGCAAUCUGCGACGUGAUCAUCGCCGCAGAGAACCGGCUUCCCAACGGGUUUAUGGAUUACUAUGGAAUGCUUCGGGCGACCCGAUUCGGACCGGUGGUUUUGGAUGAUUUCAGGAGGUUGAUGAAGCUCCUAGAUUGGAGGUGUAAUGGUCUCCCCUCUAGCCAGGAAGCUGCUCAAUAUGCCUACCAAGCCUGGUCGAUGCUUUCUAAGCCCGUCAUGAAGGCCAGAUACGAUCUCGACAUCUCCUCCCCGAUGGUCAGAGGCGACAACCAUGUCGGGGUGGUUCAACUAGGGUUUCCUGAAGGCAGUUCCUUUGUCCCCAAGGAACAGAACCCUAAUCAGGAUAUUGGUCGUGGGAAUAACAAUGAAGUGGUGGUUAUUUCUGAUGAUGACGAUGACGAUGAUGGAGAUGGAGAUGAAGACAUUAUUACAAUGGCUCGAACAGCGAAAGUGUUCAAAAUAAAUGGAAAGAGAGUGAAGUUUAUACCAUUGAAGAAGAAGAAAAGAAAGGAUUCUUCAACAAGCAACGUGAGGAAGACCUAGUUUUUUUAUUUAUGAUUUUAAACCUAGUUUUUUUCCAGUAAUAAAACAAAGAUUGUAAUUCCCAUUUUCUUGAGAAUCUCAAUCUUUAUUGUAUUAUAUCUCCUUCUUGUUUUUUUAAUCCUAAGUUAAUUAUUACAAAAUAUUUCCGUGCUUGGUAUCCAUUAAUCACCCAUUUAUUACACAUUUGAAGAUCUUCUCAUUGAUAUCUUUGUCAUUAUUACAAGGCUUUUGGUCUUUAUAUUUAUACACAACAACAAAACAUUCCCUCCAUUGUUUUUAUCGAUCUCUCCUUUCUCUUGGUGUCGCCAUGGUUUUACUUCAACAGGUAAGUCUCUCCCUGUUACUUUCUCUACAAGCAAUCAAAGUUCAUUCAUCUCUGAAUCAUGUCUUGCUUGUGUAAACGCAGUUAGAGCAAGGGAUGCGUCCACUUUCUCAGCGUUACAAUGUAACAGCCUAUUCAACAACAAUAGGAAGAAACUUCUUCACAAAUGGAGCCUCAAGCAGCAACCUAUUCUCCUCCAGAGGGUACUCAACCAAUGCAAAGCCAAAAUCGAAAACCGAGUCUAAGGAAAUGGCUGCAAAGAAACAUAGCGACGCAGAGAGAAGAAGAAGGCUUCGGAUUAACUACCAGUUUGAAGCUCUUCGCACAAUUCUUCCAAACUUAAUCAAAGUAAGUUUAGUUUAUGCAUUCCAUUACACCAAAUGGUAUAUCAAUAUAUUUAACAAUUUUGUAAACUUAACAGCAGGAUAAAGCAUCUGUGCUAGGAGAGACUGUCAGGUACUUCAAGGAACUAAAGAAGCUGGUUAAUGAGAUACCAACCACACCAUCUUUAGAAGACAGCUUGAGAUUGGGUCAAUGUAAGAACAUAGACUUUGCGAGAGUGGUGUUCAGCUGUAGCGACAGAGAAGGGCUAAUGUCUGAGGUGGCAGAGUCGAUGAAAGCAGCGAAUGCAAAGGCGGUGAGAGCUGAGAUGAUGACAGUAGGCGGAAGAACCAAGUGUGUCUUGUUUGUUCAAGGUGUGAAUGGGAAUGAAGGUUUGGUUAAGCUCAAGAAGGCAUUGAAACCUGUGGUGAAUCGUAAACUAGAGGGGACAAACAAUAACAAUGGAGGAUCGUUAAUGUUGCCUCAGCAGCAAUGAGUACAUAUCUCUGUUUCUACUAGUGCCAUUAGAGAAGGUAGAUAGAUUAGAUGUAAAAGUAUAUAAAAGCCCAUGUGUUAUUGAAUAUGGGUGGAUACAUACUUAACACAGUCUAUUAUAUUGUUGCAGCUCUUUCUUUGUGAGUGAUUGCUACAUUAUUAAAAAGAGGUUAAACAAGUAAUCUUCCUUUCCUCACUCCACCACAUUCAUUUUCUAAAAACUCUUCUAUAUGGAUCAAAAGAUGUUCUUCAACACUGUGAACCAAAAAAAAACAACGACCAACUAUUUUUUCCUAACAACAGUUCAGUGGGAAGGCAAACAAGUUUUCUUUUUCAUUCUACACAAGCAAGCAAGCAAAAACAAAAGAAAAAAAAAACGAAAUACUCAAUCACUAUCA
This is a messenger RNA of Brassica napus (rape), 3403 nucleotides long. RefSeq lists its product as uncharacterized. Bases 1187 to 1867 code for a protein of 226 amino acids. The record is from RefSeq and is a predicted model, not a curated record. NCBI's taxonomy places the organism in Eukaryota, Viridiplantae, Streptophyta, Magnoliopsida, Brassicales, Brassicaceae. The transcript has a single exon.